GUUUUUAAACAUCACCCGGAAGUACAGUACUUCGUCGAUGUCAAUGAUUUGUUUGUUGUCAGUAAAAUCACCGAUAGAUGAGUAGAAUAUCUUUGGUAAAAGUAAUUGCAUGUGCAAAUGUUGGCUAUCUAUAGAAAACGGGUUUAGUUUGCUAGCUAACUAGUAUAGUAUUAGCUAGCUUGCAUGCAGAUAUCAACCUUUUUAGCCACGUUGUAAGCGCUUAGUGUAUAUUCUAGGCUUGGUCACUAUCUAACCUUAGCUAGCUAAAGAGUUUGAUGCUAACAGUAGCUUGUUCCAGUGGCUAUUUUUCUUUGCAAACUAGCUAUGGAUAACAUUAUUGAUCCAGCAUCAGAACAAGGUCUCCCUUCUUUCUCCUUGCGUCUCCUGGUUCCACCUCUACGCCUGAUGUCUGCUUUCAUGUGGCAAGUGGCUCAACAACGUAAUGUGAUGCAGUAUGGGAAGCUGGAGGAGUUUGUGACUUUGGUGACAGAGAUGGUUCCAGAGCUGCUGAGCUCCAGGCAGAGGACCCAACUCAUCCUGGGUCUGAGAGCAAGGAUGGUUUUAGAGUUGUGUUGUAGUGUGGGCACAGCUGACCUCCUGACUAUCCAGGCCCACUUGAACAUAAUCCACACUUUGACAGAAAAAUCCUUACACAAAGAGAGUCAUGGUGAUGAAUUGGAGGCUUCAGAUUCUAACUUUGUGGAGCUAGUCCAAACCCUGCUGGAACACCCUUCUGAGAGGGAGCAUUUCUUCCAGGAGGUGUUCCCAGUCCACUAUGGCCCUCUGUAUGACACAGCGCUGCAGACACUGGUGUGGGAGUUCCUCUCCAGACUGGAGGAGCUGCUGCCUGUACCAGACCUCACGCAGACAACAGCAUGGCUCGGUGCUGCCCCCUCUGUCCUGGAGGAAUGUGGACAGACUGUCUUUGACCCUGAACAACUGAAGACAGUGCUGCAGCACCAUCAGCGUCAUGGAAACAUGAACAAGAGUCAUGUCUCGAAAUACACUGCAGAUACCAUCCUGUCCACACUGUCCCUCCCUCCAAAAAUGAGAGUUGUUAUUAACUAUGAGCCAGACAACUCUGACAAUGGGAGGCAAUACUCAGAUGAAUGCAUAGAUAAUGGGGUCUGUGAAAAUGAAGACCACAAUGAAAUCCUGGAUGAAAGCACUGAUAGAUGUUUGGAGGAUCUAGGACUGUCAACAUCAGAGCAACAGCAACAGGAGGGUCUGCCACCUGCAGAGACCUCAGUGUUGGUUACUCCAGUACCCUGUGAUGAAUUGAACUUGGAUCAUUCUCUCAACGUAAUGGUGAAUGCUGACGAGCCAUUCCAGGUUCUUAACUGCACUCUACCUCCAUUCUCUCACAGUGAAGUGGCCAACCUCUGCAAGGACAUCAAGACCGACCAAGUAGAAAAGGACAGCAAGCGGGUUGACAAGAAAAAAAAGGUGGUCAGAAAGGGGGACAAAAAGAAUGAGAUCAAACAGGUUGACAAGACAACAAAGGUGGUCAGAAAGGGGGACAAAAAGAAUGAGAUCAAACAGGUUGACAAGAAAACAAAGGUGGUCAGAAAGGGGGACAAAAAGAAUGAGAUCAAACAGGUUGACAAGACAACAAAGGUGGUCAGAAAGGGGGACAAAAAGAAUGAGAUCAAACAGGUUGACAAGAAAACAAAGGUGGUCAGAAAGGGGGACAAAAAGGUUGACAAGAAACAAGAGGGAUCCCCUGUACCCCAAAACAGGACUCAUACAUGUGAGUGUGGGAAGGUUUUCAAAAAACCAUCACUGCUGACGCUACAUAUGGGAGUUCACACGAUGCCAUAUCAUUGUGACCAGUGUCCCAAACGAUAUGCUACUCCUGGGGCUCUGAAAAAACACCAGUUACUUCACACAGAAGAAAGACCAUUCGCAUGUGAACACUGUGACCGGAGGUACAGGAGUGCAUAUGAUCUCAAAGUGCACGAACGCAUUCACUCUGGGGAGCGCCGUCACAUGUGUACCAUCUGUGGUAAGAGGUUUACCCAGCAGUGUGCACUAGUGAGACACAUGCGAAUGCAUGCUGGGGAGAAGAAUUAUUUAUGUAGCAUAUGUGGUAAGGCAUUCCUUACCUUAGGAGAACUGCGUCUGCAUACACGAACGCACACAGGAGAAAACCCCCACACCUGUAAACAUUGUGGAAAGGGUUUCAAAGCAUCUUGCCAUCUUAUGGUUCAUCUGCGAUCUCAUACAGGCGAGCGUCCUUACACCUGCACCCAAUGCCCCAAGUCUUUCACUACUUCAGACGCUCUUAGAAAGCACGUAUAUACUCACACUGGGGAGAAACCUCACCAGUGCUCAGAGUGUGGGAAAACAUUUUCUCAAAGGGGUAAUAUGGUAAAUCAUAUGAGAAGAGUUCAUAAACCAGUUAAGAUUCUCCAAAAGCACUCCAACAGAAAGACAGACAAAGUCUCAUAAAAAGAUCGAAGAGAUCGAAAGAAACCAUGUAGGAGUUAAUUCCAAUGUAAAUACUAGUACUAUACACUUGAUUUUACAGGUCCUCUUUUGUAUAUCAGAUUAUCAUACCAAAACAUGUUUUUCAAUACAUUUCUUCAGAUUUGUCAUGUCUACACAUGAUAUUCGAGACUACAAAUAAUUAUAAUGAUUUUAGAAGCGGGAUUAUGAUUGACCCAAUUUAAACGGUUUAAAAACAUCUUAGGGCUGAGAUCCUGUUAAUGGGAUCGAUAUGACAACAGCCAGUGAAAGUGCAGGGCGCCAAAUUCAAACAGAAAUCUCAUAGUUAAAAUUCCUCAAACAUACAAGUAUCUUAUACCAUUUUAAAGAUAAUCUUCUUGUUAAUCCCACCACAGUGGGCUUUACAAAUAGGCUUUACAGCGAAAGCACCACAAACGAUUAUGUUAGGUCAGAAUCAAGUCACAGAAAAACAGAAAUUUUCCAGCCAAAAAGUAGAGUCACAAAAAUCAGAAAGAGAGAAUUAAUCACUAACCUUUGAUCUUCAUCAGAUGACACUCAUAGGACUUCAUGUUACACAAUACAUGUAUGUUUUGUUUGAUAAAGUUCAUAUUUAUAUAAAAAAAUUCUCAGUAUACAUUGGUGCGUUAUGUUCAGUAGUUCCAAAAACAUCCAAUGAUUUUGCAGAGAGCCACAUCAAUUUACAGAAAUACUCAUUAUAAAUGUUGAUGAAAAUACAAGUAUUAUACAUGGAACUUUAGACAAACUUCUCCUUAAUGCAACCGCUGUGUCAGAUUUCAAAAAAUCUUUACGGAAAAAGCAAACCAUGCAAUAAUCUGAGUACGGCAAUCAGAGACCCAACAUGCCAAAAAGACAUCCGCCACAUUGUGCAGUCAACAGAAGUCAGAAAUAACAUUAUAAAUAUUAACUUACCUUUGAUGAUCUUCAUCAGAAUGCACUCCCAGGAAUCCCAGUUCCACAAUAAAUGUUUGUUUUGUUCGAUAAUGUCCAUCUAUGUUAAAAUAGCUACUUUUGUUAGAGUGUUUUGUAAAGUCACGAAGCGCAUUCACUAGGGGCAGACGAAAUGUCAAAAAGUUCCGCUACAGUCCGUAGAAACCAGUCCACAUAAAUCUUCAAUAAUCUUCAAUAAUGUUCCAACCGGAGAAUCCUUUGUCUGUAGAAAAGCAAUGGAACGGGAGCUACCUCUCACAUGAACAAGCGUCACGAGUUUGUGGCACUCUGCCAGACCACUGACUCAGAGCCCUUAUGAACCCCUCAUUUACAGUAGAAGCCUCAAACAAGUUUCUAAAGACGGUUGGCAUCUAGUGGACGCCUUAGGAAGUGCAACAGGACCAAUAUCCCACUAUCUUCAAUUGGGAAUGAGUUGAAAAUCAACCAACCUCACAUUUCCCACUUACUGGUUGGAUUUUUUCUCAGUUUUUUGCCUGCCAUAUGAGUUCUGUUAUACUCACAGACAUCAUUCAAACAGUUUUAGAAACUUCAGAGUGUUUUAUAUCCAAAUAUACUAAUAAUAUGCAUAUAUUAGCAACUGGGACUGAGUAGCAGGCACUUCACUCUGGACACCUUAUUCAUCCAAGCUACUCAAUACUGCCCCCAGCCAUAAGAAGUUAAACCUCCAGAUUCCUUUACACUUGUAAAAUAUGGAGAAACAAUGCAUCCCCAACUACCUCCAGAGGUUUUCAGGAAGAUUUGAUCGCAUUCGGUUCAUGAUGUCUUUUUAAUUGCCUACACUUCUAAAAAUGUGGGCACAAUCAGAAUGUUGAAGAUCAGAACGUAUGUUAGAUCAAGGUAUAAACGGGCUUGAUUCAAUCUGUAUUGCAGAAUGAUCACAGAAGAUACGCAUUAUAGCUCGAUUAAAAUUUAAAGGCAAAGUUACUGUGUUUGCGGAGACUGCUUUCAUGGAAAAUGCUGCAUAUGUCGACUCAAUCGGAAAUAACCUUUACAUUUGAGCACAGAUCUUCUGUGAUACAGAUUGAAUCCAGCCAGUCUAUACAUUUCUCUCCCAGAUUUGCAAAACCAGUGGUGCAAAGUUUGAGGUCCAGGGUUCAAAUCCAUCUUUUCUUGUUUGUUGGGUUAUUGAGAUAUACAAUAUGACUCAACAAAUCUACCAAUCCAAGUGGUGCAUUAGGAUUGUUCCAAGGCACAAAAUCAUGUUUGGACAGACAAAAUUGUAUCUUCUAAUCCUCUGUUCCUUAUUUCUUUACAUUAGGUAAUAUCAUUCAUUGAAUGAGUCAGCUGUGCCAUAAUAUUAGUGCUGCAGGACAACAAAACAAUUUCUUGCAGUCACAAGGACAAACUUUCAACACUGGUUUAAAUGUAUGAAGCAUUUCAUAUUACAAUGAUGUCAUAGACGUGGCAAAGUCAUUUCUCUCAGAUAUUUGUGGGGAAAAGUAGAACAUGACAUUCUCAUACAUGACAGCUCCGUCUGACAUGUUGGCAAAGUUUUCUCAUUUCACACUACUGAAACAAUUUCAGAAAAAUCUGGAGAUUGGUGUCGAAAUCCUCUUGCGCUUUUUGAGGUGGAACGACCCUGCAUCUUUGGGCAUUUAGUGGUAAGUUGUGUCUAAUAACCACCAAAAGAUGGGGCACUUUUUAGGGUUUAAAAACCCUAUUUGUUUACGGUUUGCAUUUCGAUGUCCUCUGACCUAUUCUGACAUAUAUGUUGGCAAAGUUUUCUCAUUUACCAUUUACCAAUCAUUUACACUUUGGGCUGGUUUCCCGGACUCAUCGUUAGCCUAGUCCUAGACUAAAAACUGUGUUCACGGGAGAUUCUCCAUUGAACGUUCUUCUCAAUCCAAAACUAGGUUUAAGGCUGGAUUUAAUCCGUAUCGCUGAAGAGCUGCACCACAGAGUUUCUAAACCCAGAGACUUCCGGGAAUGCUUGUGAAACAGACCUAGCAAACCAGGCUGGGGUUUGAGAAGUCAAUGAGAGAAGUGAAAAAUUAUGAAUUCGUUGUUCUCAAUUUAAAGGCACAACAUAGCUUCGAGACAAUAUCUUAAGUAGUUGAACAUGUUAAUACUCCAACAUCGUGAAAGUGACACGUUUACAUUUGUGUGCCUUUGAAUUGAGGCCUGCACAUGCGCAGUACGGUGCGAGACGACCGUUAGACCUGAUGACGUGUUUCUGCACAGAGCUUAGCUAGCCAAUGUCGCCAUGACAUCGCCAACAAGUAUGGUCAGGGAUUUCUUUUGGAGAAGCAGUUUGCACCUACGUUACGGUCUUUGGCUGCACAAUAGAAAUGUAAAGGCAAUGUUCCCGCGUUUGUGGAGACCGCAUUCAUGGUAAACGCUGCAUAUGUCGGCCCAAUCAGAAAUGAUAAACAUUUAAACUGCACUAGAGCGCUACAGAUUGAAUCCAGCCCUUCAUCUGUGUCUGAAAAACCGUUGAUUUCAGACAUGUUUACAAAGAUGGGCCCUUAAAAGACUUCUAAGAAAACCAUACUCCGUUGGUGCAACAUUUAAGAACUGUCCUAAUAAAUCUAAUCUACGCAUCUAUUUUUACCCCAAGAGAUUUCAGUGCAGAGUCAUUCUAGCGAGCAAUGACACCCACCAUCGCAGAUUGUUCAGAAAUAGUUUUUUUUAGAAACAGUUAAAAUCGGCAUUCCUAAAACAUUACUUUGUUGAAAUGUAAUUUUAUCUCUGAAAAAUUCAGCUAAUUGAUUGCACCCAAAUUGGCCAUUUAAAUGUAUAGGAUUAUGAUAAAAUUCAAUAAACAAAGUACCCAACAUCCAGUUUGGUCCAGACGUUGGGUACUUUGUUUAUUGAAUAUUACCUGAAUCUUAUGAAUUAAAAUGGACAAUAGGGGGUCAUUAUCUUAAUUUCUCAGAUUAAAUUCUAUUUCAACAAAAUAAUGUUUCAGGAAUGCUAAUCGUAUCAGUUACUCACUACUGAAACAAUUUCAGAAAAAUCUGGAGAUUGGUGUCGAAAUCCUCUUGCGCUUUUUGAGGUGGAACGACCCUGCAUCUUUGGGCAUUUAGUGGUAAGUUGUGUCUAAUAACCACCAAAAGAUGGGGCACUUUUUAGGGUUUAAAAACCCUAUUUGUUUACGGUUUGCAUUUCGAUGUCCUCUGACCUAUUCUGACAUAUGUGUGAAUGCACUGGUCUGGGACCAAGACAUGCCACUGUAGAAGACAGCCAUGCAGUCAGUAACAUACACUGUGAUAAACAUUAUACUUCCAUACUUAUAACUCCACUAUCAUCGUAAGCCUCUGGUCAUUUCAACAAUACAAAAACGUCAAUGAAACUAAGCCAUCAGUGCAUGCACCAAGCUGUCUACAGAGUAGUAGGAUAAAACAAAAGUUAAUUCAUAUUACGUACAACUAUUGUCUUUGUCAGCAUUAUGCAUUCUUUUAAAUAUUGUAAAAAUAUUCCAAUACUAUGUAGUGAUUAUUUACAAUUCAGUAAGGCAUGCUAGUCUCCGCUGUGUAAGUUGUUAAGAGCUAUUGUUCUUGUGUUAGUGGUUUACAUUUCGGCGACACAACUCAACCCUUCUUCAUGAUCCAAACUAGGACAUCAAUAAUACUUAAUGGAACGAGCUUUAUGUCAGCCUGUUGACCUUGACGUGUGUCCACCGGCUUAGCUGUUGGUGGGGUUCCCUGGUAUCAACUAGUCCACAACCAAAUAACAACCUUUUAUCUCACACAGUCCUCUCCACCGGCUUUGCUGUUGGUGGGUUCCCUGGUAUCAACUAGUCCACAACCAAAUAACUUUUUAUCUCACACAGUCCUCUCCACGAGGCUGAAGAGCCACAGAGUGGAGUUCGAUCUAUUGACAGAUACAGUCCAAUAACAAUUCUCACCAUUACAAAUGCAUCACUUUUAAAGUGGAGGCAGAUACAGUGGCCCCUGUAAAGGUAUUUACAGAGCAUGUUCUGUUUUAACAAAUUAAGUACAUUCAGGUUGACCACUACCAAUCACAUUGUCUAACUUGCUUUGGUUCAUGUGAGACAUCUUUUUAACUUCAUAAACAUGAUUAGCCAUGUAAGACAGACAAACCCACAAUUCUUCAAGAGGUUACAAAUGAGAAAAGAAAACCAAGUACAAAUUCUACAGGCCCUUCCAAAGUAAAAGUGCAAUGGUAAACUUACAGCAUACUAAAAGAUUCCAACGAUGAAAGUGAGUAACCACAUAAAUUGCAUAAUGUAACAUUUUUGCAUGUAUAAUCAAUAUGAAAUGACCAACAUUAAGAUCCUAGCUAAAUGUUUUGUGAGAUGUAUUCUGCCACCCAGUGGCAGACCAGAUUCUACAGCUAUUGACAUCAGUCACACAAAAAACAUCACAAAACUGAUCAACAAUUAGUCACUAGACUGCUGUGUUGACAAUAAAUGGUGCAUCAGAUCUCUGGA
Oncorhynchus kisutch (coho salmon) is the source of this 7810-nucleotide messenger RNA. RefSeq names its product zinc finger protein 250-like. Gene Ontology annotation, molecular function: DNA-binding transcription factor activity, RNA polymerase II-specific; telomeric repeat DNA binding; RNA polymerase II cis-regulatory region sequence-specific DNA binding. NCBI's taxonomy places the organism in Eukaryota, Metazoa, Chordata, Actinopteri, Salmoniformes, Salmonidae. Gene Ontology annotation, cellular component: shelterin complex. The record is from RefSeq and is a predicted model, not a curated record. The transcript has 8 exons. Bases 325 to 2451 code for a protein of 708 amino acids. Gene Ontology annotation, biological process: regulation of telomere maintenance via telomere lengthening; telomere capping; regulation of DNA-templated transcription.